GUGAGAGAAGUGCGACGAUCGGUUCACCGAAGAUGUGGAUCGCGAGGGUUUUCUUGGCUUUAUCGGUUUUAACUUUGAUUCUUAUGUUUCUUUUUGUUACACUUUACAGUAACCCUUGCGCUUUCCAGACAAACGCAAGACAAUAUAUCUUGUUUUUGGUUGACAAAAGCAAUGUCACAGAUUCAACGCAAAGAGCUUUGCAAGCAGAUCCAACGAAGAGUCCUGUUACAAAGGUUGCUGCUAAGAUCACUUUUGCAAACACUACACUAAAAAGUCCUGUUCAUUUUGGGACACAAGCAUCUACCCUUGUGCCAGCUAUGGACAAGCACAACUUUACAUCAAUGCCACAAUGGGAAUUUGAUGAUCUCUAUCGAUUGGAUCCACAGUUUAAACAAAGUGAAUGCAUAACGUCCUUGCGGAAUUCCAGUGAUCCAGAAUUUACUAAGACAUUCAUUCCUAACAUUCAGCUGUUUUUACAAAGUGAUCAUCUUAACGUUAGUGAGUGGAACCGGCUUUAUCAUUUCAACAACCCCUUUGGCUAUAUGGGACUGAAUUACACAGCCAUUAAAGCUGCUGUUGACACCAUCCCUAAACUUAAUUCGACCCAGUUAUUGCCAGUACACACGGGUGCAGAAGAUGGCUGUAUUCGCUGUGCUGUUGUCGGGACAUCAGGCAUUCUUAAUGGCUCCAGACAAGGAGCAGAGAUCGACUCUAAUCAUUAUGUGUUCAGGAUGAAUGGAGCCAUUACAGCAGGACAUGAGGAGGAUGUUGGAAAAAGGACAUCAGUUUAUGUGCACACAGCACAUUCAAUAAUCACUUCCCUUAUAUUACACAAAAAGAGAGGUUUCAAACAGAUUCCUACUGACGAGGAUAUUAAAUAUGUUUUAAUACCAGAGGGUCCAAGAGACUACAACUUUCUCGACUCCCUGAUGAAGAACAGAAAAAUACCAUCAGGACCGUAUCGGGGACGAACGCCAAGGAAUUAUUACAGUGGGCAUUUCAAUGAAAGCUCCUACUACAUCCUACACCCAGACUUCCUCAGAUAUGUGCGGAACAGGUUUCUUAAGUCAAAACGGUUGCAAAAGAAAGGAUGGUGGGUGGUCAGACCAACUAAUGGAGCCUUUACUCUGCUGUUGGCUAUGCACACGUGUGACAUUGUGCGAGCCUAUGGUUUCAGCACAGAUGACUACCAGAAAUAUCCAAACUACUACUACGACGCCAAACACACCAAACUAGUGUUUUUUGCCAAUCACGAUUAUCGCUUGGAAAUGAAAACUUGGAAGAAACUUCAUGAUGACAAACAUAUCUGGUUGUAUCUGAGAAAAUCUGAUAUCUAGGUCAGAAACUGGGACUCUUACAAAAGUAGUCUUGAUAUACUUAAUUACUAAUGUAAGUGUUAUUUCACCAUGAGAUGAAAGGGAGUAACGGGAAAAGAAGUGACUUUUUGUGUAUUUUUUUGUUACAAUUUAUUAAAAAGUUUUAUAAAGUGGAAUUGAUUUCCAUGUUGUAUUGUAUUGUGAAAUAAAGAAUUUACUAUGGUAUUGUUAA
Molecule: messenger RNA, 1548 nt
Organism: Misgurnus anguillicaudatus (oriental weatherfish)
Lineage: Eukaryota; Metazoa; Chordata; Actinopteri; Cypriniformes; Cobitidae
Gene: st6galnac1.2
Product: ST6 (alpha-N-acetyl-neuraminyl-2,3-beta-galactosyl-1,3)-N-acetylgalactosaminide alpha-2,6-sialyltransferase 1, tandem duplicate 2
Biological process (GO): oligosaccharide biosynthetic process
Molecular function (GO): alpha-N-acetylgalactosaminide alpha-2,6-sialyltransferase activity
Source: RefSeq, a predicted model, not a curated record